AUGCAGUUGGUAGCAGAGGUGAUGGGCACAUAUUUCUUGAUAUUUACGGGUUGUGCUUCGGUGGUGGUGAACCUUAAUAAUGAUAAGGUGGUGACACUUCCUGGGAUUGCAAUUGUUUGGGGACUUGCUGUUAUGGUUUUGGUUUACUCUAUUGGUCACAUAUCUGGUGCACAUUUUAAUCCAGCUGUUACCGUUGCUCAUGCUACCACCAAAAGAUUUCCCUCGAAGCAGGUACCAGCUUAUAUCAUGGCUCAGGUUAUUGGAUCCACGCUUGCAAGUGGAACUCUCAGACUUAUAUUCAGUGGAAAAGAUAACCAUUUUACAGGAACACUUCCUGCUGGUUCUAACUUACAAGCUUUUGUGGUGGAAUUCAUAAUCACUUUCUUCCUCAUGUUCGUCGUCUCUGGAGUUGCCACAGAUAACAGAGCGAUUGGUGAGUUGGCUGGGCUUGCAGUUGGAUCUACAGUACUGCUAAAUGUGUUGUUUGCCGGGCCAAUUACUGGAGCAUCAAUGAAUCCAGCAAGAAGCUUAGGGCCUGCAAUUGUCCACGGUGAGUUCAAUGGAUUAUGGAUAUACAUGGUUGCACCACAUCUGGGUGCUAUUGCUGGUACAUGGGCCUAUACUUUCAUCAGAUACACAAACAAGCCUGUGCGUGAGCUCACCAAGAGUUCCUCUUUCCUUAAAGGAACUCAGUGAUACCCAAGAAUUUAUUAUUUUCUCUUCUUCAUUUUGUUGUUUUGAAGAUGUGGUGGUGUUUUUGUCAGAAACUAAACUUUAUUCUUCAGAAAUGUUGAGUCACAGAGGGAUUGAUAACAGAGCACCUGUGCGUAGGUAGUGUGUAAGAAAUAAUCACUAGUUUGGGGUUUUUGCAAAUGUAUAACCCAGCAAUACAG
Molecule: messenger RNA, 893 nt
Organism: Lotus japonicus
Lineage: Eukaryota; Viridiplantae; Streptophyta; Magnoliopsida; Fabales; Fabaceae
Product: aquaporin NIP1-2-like
Exons: 4
Coding region: 1-696 (231 amino acids)
Biological process (GO): transmembrane transport
Cellular component (GO): membrane
Molecular function (GO): channel activity
Source: RefSeq, a predicted model, not a curated record